AUGUCAGAUCAGCAGACAAUGAUAAUGAAGACAUCUUCACAUACAGCAGCAUCUGGGAGGCGAGAGAAACAAGAAUGGAACAGAAUAGUGACAAUUAAACAGUGCAGCAAGAACAAUAAAGCAAAAAUGCUGACAUUUAAUGUCUCAGUUCUGGACACCUGCCCAGAUGAUGUUGACCAGAAGAGAAGCACUGUGGUGGCUAUUCAUGGUUGCCCUGGUACGGGAAAUGACUUUAAGUCACUUGCAAGAAAGUUGCAUGAGAGAGGCAUUCGUCUUGUUGCUCCUACAAGCUUGGGAAUGACUGGUAGUCCAAUCACAUUGGACCAGCUGAGCAAGGUUGACUUCACUACUGAAGGAAGAACAAAAACUUUGCAUUUGACUCUUGAAGCUAUGAAUAUCCACAGGAUAGACAUAUUGGUAGGGCACAGUGCUGGAGCCUGGACAAUGUACAAAGCUGGGGCUAGCUGGGAGAAUGUUAGAUGCCUCUUUGGCAUUAAUCCAGGAGGUCAUAAGCCAAACAGGACUUUACGACCGUUUUCUGUUGAUAAAGAUAUUUGCAGCUGCUUUGCAUUGGUCCUUUGGAAGGCUCAUUAUCAAACCUUUUCUGGCUUACGAUUUAAAGGUAUAACAACAAAUGGUGAUGGAAUUAAUCUGAUUGCAUCACAGCAGUAUGUCACCCAACAAGAAUUUGCAAAUGUUCCUCUGAAUGCAGGAGUUGUGAGAAGUAGAAAACUGCCUGUCCUGUUCACCUAUGCCCUGAAUGACAAGAUAGUGGAGCCUGUAAUCUGUUCCGACAUGGCCUACAAUGUUUUGGGGAUCCCCAAGGAAAACACAGUCAUGUACACAGAUGACAAGACACCAAGCAGAAAUCCUUUCUUUGUUCCUGAAGGAUGGUUGACAAGAUGUUUGAUUUUUGCUCGAGGUGGACACAUAGUUCAUGUGGCACAUGAACAAGAAAUCGUUGAGCAAAUAGAAGACAUAUUAAAACAUAUAAAUAAAACAUAG
Messenger RNA from Candidula unifasciata, 1005 nucleotides. NCBI's taxonomy places the organism in Eukaryota, Metazoa, Mollusca, Gastropoda, Stylommatophora, Geomitridae. The record is from the annotation of a GenBank genome assembly.